CAGGGACAAGAAGAGAGAGGGACCGUGAGAGAGAGAGAGAGAGAGAGAGAGAGAGAGAGCUAGAGAAAGAGGGAGCAUCGGUGCUAGAGGUACCGGAGUAUGAGCGAGAACGCAGACACUCUUCAGAUAACAGAAACCGACUCAGCGAGAAUGGGAAUGGACGAGGGUAGAUUCACGCUCAUCGGCCUGUUGGUCGUGGCGGCGGUGGCGAUAGUUGCUAUUGUGUUGGCGUCAGUUGGUUUAUCCCGUAACCCUACCACCAACAUUAACGUCGGAGGAACCUCUGGCCAAGGUCAAGCUGGCAUGUCAAGCGCGCUGACAGGCAGCUCAGGACUUAAGAAGACCUGGCUGUUCGCCAUCGGUCACGACUAUUCACCAUUCGAAUACGUCAACGACCAGGGCUACACGGAUGGUUUCAACAUAGACCUCAUUAGCGCAGUCUGUGCGGAAGCUGGGAUGCAAUGUCACACAGUCUACUUGGAGUAUCCGACAUGCUGGAAUUCCAUUCCUGGAAAACACCCCGUUCCCGGGGAAGCGUUGAUGGGGAACUGGGUGGACGCGUGCACGGGAUGGUACGUGGUACAGGAGCGACUCAACAGCGUAGCCUACUCGACAUCAUUCAUGAAGAAUAUUAAGGCAAACUUCAUCGUCAAGAAGAACGACAACAGCUUCAACCCGAACGACCUUCGCGGUAAAACCAUCGGUUUUCAGGACGGCUGGGUUAACGAUGAAAAGUGUUUGCUACGACAGAAUAACAUCGCGAACAAUGAUCUGGCGGUGGCCCAAAUAAAACAUUACACGCACUCAGAGGAGGCUUACAAAGCCCUCGACAACAACGAGAUUGCGGCAUUCUUCCAUUCCCUUGACGCCUUGGUGGACCUGACCAAGUACAAAUGGAUUGGAGCGCAGUACUCCUGCAUGCUCAAGGGAAUGUCGAUGAUGAUAAAGAAGGGCAGCAAGCUGGCACAGUGGUGGGAUCCGGCGUUCAACAACGUGAAGGAGAAGGGUGUCUAUCGUAAGAUAUGCAAGGAGGCGGAAACAAAACACGCCCGGGACGAGGUGAGAAUUGACUUCGACUGUCUGGAUUAAAGCCGCCACUCGCAGUGCCAUCUGGCGGCACACGAACUACUACAAAAUUAAUAGCAUAUACAAAAUUUUAAUUAGAUUUGUCAAUUGGUAAUUACAUAAUUUUUGGUGGUUAUGCCAACGAGGUGCGUGGAUAAAUAAGCCAUAUUAGAUACACGAUAGCGAUAACAGCAGCAAACUACGAUAGGUAAUAAAUAGUUUCAGUAUCGAUAUAAUAUAGGGUGUAGUGCCAAUGUUGCAAUGCAUGUUAAAUAGAAACUAUAGAGUAGGCCUAUGUAGACGAGAGUAUGGUUCUUGACGCGCGAAGACCAAAAUGCACUAUACGGACAUUUUAAUUGUUGACAGAACGUUAUCAAAUGUAUUAUGAUUUAAUAGUGUUUAUGUUUGUGCCGUUUGUAGUUACGAAGAUAAUCGGAAGAUUGUAAUAUUUUGCAAACGAUCUCUUGAAUACAACUAUUUGUGGACGAAACAA
Molecule: messenger RNA, 1558 nt
Organism: Priapulus caudatus
Lineage: Eukaryota; Metazoa; Priapulida; Priapulimorpha; Priapulimorphida; Priapulidae
Product: arginine-binding periplasmic protein-like
Exons: 9
Coding region: 100-1089 (329 amino acids)
Source: RefSeq, a predicted model, not a curated record